Misgurnus anguillicaudatus (oriental weatherfish) is the source of this 1153-nucleotide messenger RNA. RefSeq names its product C-type lectin domain family 4 member E. The record is from RefSeq and is a predicted model, not a curated record. Lineage: Eukaryota; Metazoa; Chordata; Actinopteri; Cypriniformes; Cobitidae.
UUAUUCUAUCCAAACCCUUAAACAACCAUUACAGAAGUCAAGUGCUCUGUCAGAUUAAUGAAAUGGAUUCAGUCUAUGAAAAUUCUGAUUAUAUACGGUCAACAAUUCAAUCAAAAGGUGAAGGCUCUCAAUACAAGGGUCAGGUUAAGGCGACUCAAUCUAGGUGGAGUAAAGUUCUUCUGCUGGUUCUCUGUGUCUCUGUUGUUCUUGCUGUUGGUGGUCUCUGUGUUUUGGGGGUCCUGCACAAUAAUACGCUUGCAGAUUUUCAAUCAUUGAACGAACAGCACGACACGGUUUUAAUGCAGCUGUCUGCACAAGAGAUUAACAGCACAAAUUAUAAAAAAGAGGCGGAGGAACUCAAUAACCAACACGAGGAGACACUUAGGAAAUUGAACAGAUUAAAUGAGAGCACAGGUUGUGCACUUUGUGCUGUUGACUGGAUCCAUUCUGGAGGAAAAUGUUAUUACUUUUCUAAAGUCAUGAUGAACUGGACACAGAGUCGAGAUCACUGUGUGACAUUAGGAGGACAUCUGGUGAUCAUAAACAGCAAAGCGGAGCAGGAUUUUCUGGCCUCUAAAGUUAAAGUGAGCCACUGGAUUGGACUUAAUGAUAUGGAGACUGAGGGACGUUGGGUUUGGGUCAAUAACCAGCCACUAAACGAUUCAAUCGAAUUUUGGAUAAAACGCUCAAAUGGUGUCAGAGAACCAGAUAACUGGACUCAAGGUCAUCCAGGAGGUGAGGACUGUGCUGGUCUGGGACAUCCAGGUGGAGAAACUGAUUUCUGGAGUGAUGCUUACUGCUUUAAUAAGAAAAGAUUUGUGUGUGAGGCUCCUGCCUCAGUUUAGUUAAUUUAGAGUCAAAUCUCUCCAGAAAGUAUUUUAGACGGUUUGUGGCUGAAAACACAAAGGUUAAUGUCUUGAUUUAGCUGAAUACACAACUCUUUCACAAUAUCAGCAUUAACCACUAACAUCAAUUGUACUAAAUGAUUUUAAAUACUUAAUGUUAUUUUGAAAAAGCUAAGAAAUGUUAAAAAAUGUUAAUGUUUAAGUUCUCCAAAGAAAAAACACUUCCGAUUUUUACUAAACUGUACACUCAUGUUAUUAGUUUACUGUAAAACAUUAUGAAGAUACUCAAUAAACCUUUAACUUAUAUC